UCAAGGAGCUCCUCGGCGUUGAGCAACGGUGCGGACGACGGCGUCCAAGACCCGGCAACGCGCCCUGCCCCGCACGCAGCUCCGCCAGCCACGCGCCUUGGCAGUCAGAGUCGCGAGCAUGGCAGCGGAUCCGCACCGCGGAGCAUUUGGCGAGCCGAAGAGGCGAUAGCAAAGCUGAAGCCUUCAAGACUGGCAGCGGUGCGGGUGCCGCAUGUGAGGAAGAUGGAAGGGCGAAGAGAGCAUGCAGCGGGCGCCCAUCACGACUCCGCCUUGCCGGGCGCAGCUGUGCGUCGCGCUCCGCCAGAGGACGCCGCAGCGCCGCGCGGCGCGCCGAGAAGGCACAGGUGAGGUGCUACUGCGGCAAGCUGAUCCUAUCACAAGCCGUGCGCUGCUGUGGUGGCCCAUUUCCGGCGUGCGACCGCAGCGAAGAAGGAAAGACCGUCGCCGCCGCGCUCGGCGCCCGAGGGCAAGGCGUGGUCCCGAUGCGCGCGCUGGCGCAACGUCGGGUCGCGCCGUGCGCAUCGGACCGGCCAGAGGCGCAAGCUGCGGCAAGCUCGCCGUCCGCGGCGGGCGAGCUGAGGAUGCCCACGAUGCGCUGCGCUGCCGGCUGUGGAAUGCCUUGCAGCAGCGCUGCAUAGGAGGCCGCAGCAAGGCGAGGAGUGGUGCAAGGCGGAGCUGCGUAGGAGGCCAACGCCGGUGCCGCGAGCGGGGAGGCGCAGCGGUAGCACAACUGCAGCGCCGCCAUCGUGCAUGCCACGCUCAGACCGCCCUUGGCCCCCGUCGAGCGGUCCUCCUUGUCGUAUGACGGCUGCACGACGCAGUCACCGCGCACGCAUCUCGGCACGCUGAGCAUCCACCGCUCGCAUGAGAGUGUGCCGAGCAGGCCGAGCGCUGCGCGGGGUGAGGGAGCACGUCGCGCGGGAGCUCGGCGCGGCGGGAUGCGGCCCUGCGUCCAUGCGUGGGCGCGCGGCACGGGCGGAGUUGGCAGCUUGGCAGGGCAGGGCGCAGCUGCUGCCCUUCGAGAAGGGAGUGCCCUCUUGCGAGGCAAGGCGCAGUUGCAGCAGCAUGUCGCCGGCAAGGUGGACGAAUUUGAAUGGUGCUUGGCUCGCGG
Messenger RNA from Tilletiopsis washingtonensis, 1111 nucleotides. RefSeq lists its product as hypothetical. The record is from RefSeq and is a predicted model, not a curated record. Lineage: Eukaryota; Fungi; Basidiomycota; Exobasidiomycetes; Entylomatales. The transcript has a single exon. The coding region runs from base 242 to 805 and encodes 187 amino acids.